This is a messenger RNA of Lolium rigidum, 1188 nucleotides long. Its product is annotated as probable aquaporin PIP1-2. The record is from RefSeq and is a predicted model, not a curated record. Gene Ontology annotation, biological process: response to water deprivation; transmembrane transport. Gene Ontology annotation, cellular component: plasma membrane; plasmodesma; vacuole. The transcript has 4 exons. Lineage: Eukaryota; Viridiplantae; Streptophyta; Magnoliopsida; Poales; Poaceae. The coding region runs from base 94 to 960 and encodes 288 amino acids. Gene Ontology annotation, molecular function: water channel activity.
CGAGCUCCACACAAGCACACAAAAGCCAUCUGUUUCAGCUCAGGCGCACGAGGAGCUAGCCAGUAGCCACACACACCUGCGGCUCGUGUAGCAAUGGAGGGCAAGGAGGAGGAUGUCCGCCUGGGGGCGAACAAGUUCUCGGAGAGGCAGCCCAUCGGCACGGCGGCGCAGGGCUCCGAGGACAAGGACUACAAGGAACCCCCUCCGGCGCCGCUGUUCGAGCCCGGCGAACUCAAGUCCUGGUCCUUCUACCGCGCCGGCAUCGCCGAGUUCAUGGCCACCUUCCUCUUCCUCUACGUGACCAUCCUCACCGUCAUGGGCGUCAACAACUCCCCGUCCAAGUGCGCCUCCGUCGGCAUCCAGGGCAUCGCCUGGUCUUUCGGCGGCAUGAUCUUCGCGCUCGUCUACUGCACCGCCGGCAUCUCCGGCGGGCACAUCAACCCGGCGGUGACGUUCGGGCUGUUCCUGGCCAGGAAGCUGUCGCUGACCAGGGCGGUGUUCUACAUCGUGAUGCAGUGCCUCGGCGCCAUCUGCGGCGCCGGCGUGGUCAAGGGGUUCCAGCAGGGCCUGUACAUGAGCAGCGGUGGAGGCGCCAACGCCGUGAACGCCGGCUACACCAAGGGCGACGGCCUCGGCGCUGAGAUCGUCGGCACCUUCGUCCUUGUCUACACCGUCUUCUCCGCCACCGACGCCAAGAGGAACGCCAGGGACUCCCACGUUCCGAUCCUUGCCCCACUGCCUAUUGGGUUCGCAGUGUUCCUGGUCCACCUCGCCACCAUCCCCAUCACCGGCACCGGCAUCAACCCGGCCAGGAGCCUCGGCGCUGCCAUCAUCUACAACAGGGAGCACACCUGGUCAGACCACUGGAUCUUCUGGGUCGGCCCCUUCAUCGGCGCCGCCCUGGCUGCCGUGUACCACCAGGUGGUCAUCAGGGCCAUCCCAUUCAAGAGCAAGUCCUAAGCUGCGACGAAGAUGCAGAUCGAAAGAGCAAGCUGCUCGAUCUCCGAUGGGGCGGCUGUUUCCCAUGCCUGCUAUGUUAAUUACCCUGUGGAAUUCCCGUUUCUGUUCCAAGUUUGAUGUGUACUGCUGCUCCUUCUUCAUAUGAACACCCAGACUUGUAAUCUCAGUACUCAGUUGUGUAUGCUGCUGCAAGUGUUGUUGUGCAAAUCGACUUAAGCUGUUUAUUCA